CGGUAGGAAAAGAGGGGCAAACGCCAUCCGUGGAGGGGAGUCCCGCGCUGGGGCGAAACGACGCGCCAGUAGGAAAAGAGGCGCAAGCGGAGGGGAGUCGCAAAAACCAAGCGCGUCCCGUCUACACGUAGCGCGGGCGAGAGAGAGAGAGAGAGAUUUCCAUCGAUACGAUGAGCAACGCACCGGCAAACAGGAGAUGGCUAUGGCGGGUCUUUGUCACGUUGUUUGGCGGAGGAGGAGCGGGAGGAGCGGGAGAAGGAGUGGGAGGAGGGGUGGGAAAAGGAGCCGGAAAAGGAGGGGUGGGAGGAGGAGCGGAGGGGAAAACGGGAAGGGGCGGUGGAGGAGCGGGAGAAGGAGCGGGAGGAGGCGCGGGAGGAGGAGCCGCAGGGGAAAUGGGGAGGGGGUUAGGAGCGGGAGAAGGAGCACGAGGGGAAACGAGAAGGGGCCGAGGAGGCGCGGAAGGAGGAGCGGUAGAAGUAGCGGGAGGAGCGGGAGGGGAGACGGGGAGGGGGUUAACGAACGCGUGGACGCGGAGGAGCGGGAGGAGAUAUAGGUGGAGGAGGAGAAGCGCGAGGAGGAGCGGGAGGAGGACCGGGGAAAGAGCAGGAGAAGCAGCGGGAGAAGGAGCAGCAGCAGGAGCGGGAGGGGGAGAAGGAGAGGGAGGAGGAGAGGGAGGAGGAGCGGGAGAGCGAGCGGGAGUGGGGCUAUGGCGGCAUCUUUGUCACGUUGUUUGGCGGAGGGGAGGAGGAGGAGGAGGAGGAGGAGUGGGAGGAGUGGGAGGAGGAGGAGUGGGAGGAGGAGUGGGAGGAGUGGGAGGAGGAGUGGGAGAAGGAGCCAGAAGGUGCGGGAGCGGGGCUAUGGCGCGGGAAGAGGAGCGGGAGGAGGGGGAGGAGGAACGGGGGGAAGAACAGGAGAAGCAGCGCGAGAAGGACGAGCAGCAGGAGGAGCUGGAGAAGCAGCAAGAGGGGGAACGGGAGAAGGAGAGGGAGGAGGAGAGGGAGGAGGAGCCGGAGAAGAAGCGGGAGCGGGGCUAUGGCGGGAUCUUUGUCACGUUGUUUGGCAGAGGAGGAGAGGGAGGAGGAGAGGGAGGAGGAGGGGGAGUGGGAGGGGCGGGAAAAGAAGCCGGAGGAGGAGUGGGAGAAGGAGUGGGAGGGGAAACGGGAAGGGGCAGAGGAGGCGGGAGUAGGAGUGGGAGGAGCGGCAGGGGAAACGGCGAGGGGGUUAGGAGCGGGAGGACGCGAGGGGAAACGGUAAGGGGCUGAGGCGGCUGAAGGGGGGGGAGGGGGGGGUGGAUAUUGAUUGAUUGAUUGAUUGAUCGAUCCAAAAAACAAAUAAAAAUCGCCCCCUUAU
This is a messenger RNA of Chara braunii, 1350 nucleotides long. Lineage: Eukaryota; Viridiplantae; Streptophyta; Charophyceae; Charales; Characeae. The record is from the annotation of a GenBank genome assembly.